AUGGCCUCCGCAAUGGAACUAAUUGCUGCCCUCGAGCAUACCGCGUCGUCAGAUCAAAAUGUGCUUUUGGAUGCAAAUAUAUACUUGGAAGAGGCAGCAGCCAGCAAUCUGCCAGAGCUGCUCAAGGCGCUCUCCGCUGUGCUGGCCGAUCCGACAAACAGCGACUUGGCCCGCAUGGCUGCCGCCCUUUUUAUAAAAAAUCAUCUGUACAGCUGGAAUGAUAAAGUCAAGCAGAAGAAGAAGGAAAUGUGGCUGCAGCUUCCCAGCGAGAUUCGCGAAGUGAUCAAAUAUAACCUGCUGGCCGCAUUGGGUACGGAGAACGCGAGACCAUCCUGUGCCGCCCAGUGCGUGGCAGUGUUGGCUGCCAACGAACAGCCCGCGCAGCGUUGGAACAUUCUUUUCCAGACGCUGCCCAACUACGUGACCGGCGAGGGAUCGAACGAACUUCUACGCUCGUCUGCUCUGGAGGCCAUAGGCUAUAUCUGCCAGGACAUGCAGUGCGGCAUGCUGCAGUCGGAGGCGAAGCGGCUGCUGGUUGCCAUUGGCCAUGGCAUGAGCGAGCACGAACCUUGCCAUCGUGUGCGCCUGGCCGCCACGAUGGCGCUGCACAACUCGCUGGAAUGCAUUAAGGACGUAUUUGAGACGGAAGGGGAGCGCAUCAUGUUGGCUGUCUGCAAUGCCGUGGAAAUUAUUUCCAAGGACGCACAUACUCGUGUGGUCGCCCUUCAGUGUUUGGCACAGCUUGUGAGCCUGCGCUAUCAGCUGCUGGAGCCAUGCAUCCAGGAGGUUUUCUGCGUCACGCUGGACGCCAUGAAGGCGAACGACGAUGCCGUUGCUCUGCAGGGCAUCGAAUUCUGGUCGACUAUAUGCCAGAAGGAGAUCGAUCUGGACAUGGAGAGCCAAGAAUCCAUCGAACAGUCCAUGCAAUAUGCCCGUCAGGCCAUGCCGUACCUCAUGCCAGUGCUGAUCAAGCGGCUAACCGAAAAGAAUGAGUUCGAGGCCGAGGAUGCUAGCAAUCCGGCAACUGCUUCGUCGGUGUGCAUCAAGUUGAUGGCCAGGUGCUGCAAAAACGACAUAGAGCCCCAUGUCCUGCCUUUCAUCCUGGCGAACAUCGAAUCGCAAAACUGGGAACUACGGCAUGCCGCCGUUAUGGCCCUAGCCUCCGUGCUGUACGAACUGGACAUCAACAAUGUGAUUCCGCUGGUGGAGCCGCUUAUCCACCUGAUGUCCGACCCCAGGGUCUGUGUCCGCGACACCACAGCCUGGAUUUUGGGUCGCAUUUGUAGCGUCGUGCCGAAGAGACAUCUGGCAGCGCUUGUCGAGUGUUUGCUGCAGAAUUUGCACUCAGAGCCUAGUGUGGCCUCCAAGGUGUGCUGGGCAUUCCGUGGCCUCUCCAAGGCCGCCCGCAGGGGCGACCCAACUGGCGAGACGAGUGCCCUCGUACGAUACAUUAACUUUAUCGCCGAGGGGUUGCUGGAGACCAGCGAUCGUUCCGAUGGUGCCCAGGUCAAUCUGAACGUCGCCGCCUACGAGGCGCUCAACAGUUUGAUUCUGGAUUCAUCCGAAGACGGCUAUUUAAUGGUGCUGCACACUACCCAGGCGGUAUACGAGCGUAUAAAGAAGGCAAUCAAAAUGAAGCCGAUCAUCGGCAGUGACUGCCGUCAGCAGCUGAGUGAUUUGCUCUGCCAGCUCUGCCGCACACUCAAGUGUCUGCUGAGUAAGUUAUCCGUGUUCGAUGCUCGUCUGGCGGCCGAUGUCAUUAUGGAAGCCAUGCACAGCAUCCUUCGAUCGAGUGCUGGGUGCCUAUCGGGCGAGGUGCCGGGGAAUGUAUGCCAUGUCGUAUCCGCACUGGUGGAUCAACUGCAACUGCAAUUUGAAAAGUAUUUGCCAGACUUCAUGCCCAUCUUGAUCCGUGGACUGCAGACGCCGCAGAAUUAUCUGACAUUCUGUGCCACAAUCGAACUAACCAACAAUCUGUGCCAUGUCCUCAAAGGCCAAAUGGCAGCCUACUGUGAUGAGGUUGUGCCGGUGUUGAUGAACAAUCUAAGCGCCCCAAGUGUCCAUCGCGCGAUCAAGACGCCAAUACUCUCGGCCAUUGGGGUUAUGGCCUGCGCCAUUGGAGGCCAUUUCGAGAAGUAUGCUGCUCAAGUGCUGGAAUUGCUGCACAAUGCCUCCGAUGUGCAGCUGGACUCAACCACCGAUUCCUCUUGCGAGCUGCGCGAGAGCAUUCUGGCGGCAUACGCUGGCAUCAGCUACGGCCUGAAGGGCAGCGUUCAACUGGAACCCCAUCUCCGACACAUAAUCUCCUUAAUCGAGCGCCUGGCCCAGGAUGGUGACAUGACCGAAUCGAUGGCAGAGCUCGCCACAAAUCUAACUCGCAAUCUCUCCAGUUACACAAACUGA
Molecule: messenger RNA, 2403 nt
Organism: Drosophila subobscura
Lineage: Eukaryota; Metazoa; Arthropoda; Insecta; Diptera; Drosophilidae
Product: importin subunit beta-like
Exons: 1
Coding region: 1-2403 (800 amino acids)
Biological process (GO): protein import into nucleus
Cellular component (GO): cytoplasm; nucleus
Molecular function (GO): nuclear import signal receptor activity; small GTPase binding
Source: RefSeq, a predicted model, not a curated record